Molecule: messenger RNA, 7536 nt
Organism: Durotheca rogersii
Lineage: Eukaryota; Fungi; Ascomycota; Sordariomycetes; Xylariales; Xylariaceae
Exons: 9
Coding region: 1-7536 (2511 amino acids)
Biological process (GO): secondary metabolite biosynthetic process; fatty acid biosynthetic process
Molecular function (GO): oxidoreductase activity; phosphopantetheine binding; fatty acid synthase activity
Source: RefSeq, a predicted model, not a curated record
AUGGAUGAAACCAGCAACUCCCACGUAUCUUAUUCCCCAACGUCGUCGAGUUUUGAAGAAAUUAAAGGCUCGACGACGGGGGUCUUGGGACCGAGUCCGAUUGCCAUCUGCGGGCUAGGUGUGAGGCUUUCCGGUGGCAUCCAAAACGCCAGUGACUUCUGGGAACUUCUGGUUAAUGGACGUGACGCACGCGGGCCCGUCCCGCGCAGCCGGUAUAACGCCGAGGGGUUCGACGCCUCUUUGGACGGGAAGGGGUGCAUUGAGGCCCAAACCGGUUAUUAUCUCGAGAACGACCUCUCGAGAUUCGACCCUUCGCUGUUUUCCAUGGCCCAGCUCGAGUUGGAGAAAUGUGACCCCCAACAAAGACUUUUAUUGGAGGUCGUCCGGGAGUGCCUCGAGGAUGCCGGAGAGGUCAAGUACCGCGGCAAGCCGAUCGGAUGCUAUGUGGGCACAUUCGGUGAAGAGUGGCUGCAUCUGCAGAGCAAGGAAGAUCAGCACACUGGAAAUCAAACCGUCACUGGAUUUGGAGAUUGGAUGCUCGCGAAUCGGGUUUCUUACGAGUACAACCUAUGCGGACCAAGAUCCCUUCAAUUCGGCGAUGCCUCUGCCGCCGUUGUCGCGGGCACGAACCUGAUUCUCGGGCCCGCCCUUACAUCGCUUAUGGCGUCGGAGGGCGUCCUAUCACCAGAUGGAUCUUGUAAGAGCUUCGACGCUUCCGCCAACGGCUACGCCCGAGCUGAGGGUAUCACCGUUAUCUACGUCAAACGCCUCACGGACGCCAUCCGCGACGGCAAUCCUAUCAGAGCGGUGAUUCGCGGCACCGCGAUCAAUAGCGAUGGAAGAAGUCCAGGAAUGCUCGUUCCGCGUCAGGGAGCGAUUGAGGAUCUCAUAAAGAAAGUCUACGCAGAUUCAGGACUGGAUCCGUCCGACACUGCGUUUGUCGAGUGUCAUGGCACCGGUACAUCAGUCGGCGACCCCAUAGAAACCUCCGCCAUUGGAGAGGUUUUCGGGGGCUCGGGGGUCUACAUCGGCUCUGUAAAGCCAAAUAUAGGCCACUGUGAGGGAUCUGCUGGCCUUGCAAGUUUGAUCAAAGCCGUACUGGCCUUAGAGAACCGAACGAUACCACCCAACAUCAAGUUCAAUGUCCCCAAUCCGAAGAUCCCGUUUAGGGAAAAGGACCUUACCGUCCCAACUACGCCAACCCCAUUCCCCAGCGAUAAGGCUGAGAGGGUCAGCGUAAAUUCAUUCGGCAUCGGCGGUUCUAACGCUCAUGUCAUUCUCGAGUCAUUCCCUUCAUCAAUCAGGGCGACAGGAAAUGAGGGGACGGUAGGGCGGCCAGAAUUGCUCAUGUUCUCGGCCAACACUCAGAAUUCGCUGAAGAAGCAAAUGGAAUCGCAACUGGAAUUUGCUUCACAGCGUCCCACGCUGCUUUCUGAUAUUGCUUAUACGUUAGCACUUCGUCGAGAGCGGUUUUUGCACAGAGCCUUCGUCAUCAAGUCCGGCAAGAAAAUACUAGGAUCUUCUGCUGCGGUCAAAGCUCCGGGAAAGCCAUCUCAGCGCGAAAUCGCCAUGAUUUUCACGGGGCAAGGGAGUCAAUGGGCCGAAAUGGGGAAGGGUCUAUUCCUCACUGAUGCCGAAUUCCGGGAGGAUGUCCAACUCAUGGACGACGCUCUAAGAAGUGCCUCAAAUCCACCUAGAUGGUCUAUCGAAGCCGAGAUUCUCAAACCAGCAGAGAUCAGUCGCAUAAAUAAGGCUGAACUCUCGCAGCCUCUGUGUACGGCGCUACAGAUUGCCAUCAGUCGAUAUCUCAAGCGCCUCGGGAUUGAACCCGCCGCAGUGGUAGGGCAUUCUAGCGGUGAGAUUGCUGCGGCAUACGCUGCUGGUUAUAUAUCGCUCGAGUCUGCUGUCAGGACAGCCUAUUAUCGUGGCCUCGUCUCCUCUAAAUUCGGCACGAAGGACGGAGCCAUGGCCGCGAUUGGACUUGGGGCGGAAGAGGUAGCCAGGCUUCUCCCAGACGGCGUAGUGGUUGCGUGCGAGAACAGUCCUAAGAGCACGACCAUCUCGGGAGAUCGCGAUCUUGUAGAACAGGUAGUGUCCACAGUGAAGGCAGUUGACCCGAAUACUUUCGCGCGCGUUUUGAAAAUUGACAUGGCAUACCAUUCCCCUCACAUGGACUUACCCGCAAAGGAGUACCUUAAGCUUCUAGAGCGGGAAGUGAACUUGAACGCCGAGUCCUCAACAUCACCUCGACCUAUAUUCAUAUCGAGCGUCACCACCCAAGUAAUAGACAAGCCAGCUGAGCUAGGUCCAGCUUACUGGGUUUCGAACCUUGUCUCACCGGUGCAAUUCAGCACUGCAGUGAGGAACCUCUUGGAACUGAGAGGUGAUUCUGAUAUACUGCUGGAAAUCGGGCCUCACUCAGCGCUGGCGGGGCCCCUGCGCCAGAUCUGCGCUACGGGCUCGUGGCAGUGCAACUAUGUUACGUCGCAGACUCGCGGCGACAAUAGCGCGGUCUCCUUGCUGGCUGCUUUGGGUCGCCUCUACCAGGAGAAUGUCCACGUUGACUUUGGUCCUCUCUUCACGGGUGGCCGAGUCGUGCCGGGACUGCCCACGUACGCAUGGGAUUACGGCGGCCGAUCCUUCUGGAGGGAGAGCAGACUGUCCUCUGCGUGGAGGCAACGCGAGUAUCCCCACCACUGCAUACUCGGCGUGAGAUCUGCCGCGUCCCCGGAUACUGAGCCGAUCUGGCGGAACGUUCUACGUCUUGACGACGCAUCUUGGCUGAUCGAUCAUAAAGUCGGCGGCGACAUCGUCUUCCCCUUCGCUGGAUAUGUCUCCAUGGCCGGCGAGGCCAUCCGUCAAGUAGCGAGGGCUGAAGCGGGAUCGAGCUACCAUCUUCGCCAUGUAGUCGCCCACGCAGCCCUCGUCCUAAAUGACUCGAAAUCGGUAGAGGUAAUCACGACGAUGCGUCGUAAACGUCUUACUGACUCAGACGACUCCAAGUGGUUCGAAUUCACCAUCACAUCCUACACUGGUUCGGCCUGGAUCAAGCACUGCACAGGCGACGUCAGGCCCGGCGAGGGGUCUCAACUAACACCAUCGUCAGCCCCCAAAGAAUUCCCUCGUCAAGUAUCGUCCCCAGCAUUCUAUGAAACGAUGGAGCGCAACGGGUUCGUCUACGGACCCGAGUUCCAGUCUCUCGCCGAGAUCACAGCAUCUACUACCGAGCAGAUAGCUGAAGCCAGGCUGGUCGAUAAGCACAAUCAUACAUCAUCGCCAUUCUCGCUCCACCCCGUAGCAAUCGAUGGCUGUCUCCAGCUGCUAAUGAUCGCCACGGCCCAGGGGCUUUUGCGUAACUUCGAUGGUCUCUACAUGCCCACGUCUAUCGACGAGCUGUUCGUCUCUCGCGGUUCGGCAGACAUGUGCGCACGCGCCUGGAGUAAAAACGGCGAUGUCCGGUUCGGGGAGGUAGAGUGCUCUGCGGAGGGACGAGUGGUGCUGCGGAUGCGCGGGCUUCACUUGGAGCCCCUCGAGCAGAACGACGACGCGGACAAGUCCAUCGACAAGCAUGCCGCAGCACGCAUCCAGUGGCUGCCCGACUUCGACUUCGUCGACCACAGGACGCUGUUCGCGGCGCCCAAGCCCGACAGGGAGCACCUCAGACUGCAGCAAGAGUUGUCUUUCCUGUGUAUCCUCCAGGAAGUCAAGAAGGUCGAAGGGCUCGAGCCGUGCCAACCUCACUUCGCCAAGCUUCGGGAUUGGAUGCGAAAAGAGAUCGAAGACGCGACCACAGACAGCAGAAAUUUCCCGUUGGUCGACGAUGCGGCGCGUCUCAUCGCGAUGAGCCCGGCGGAGCGGCAGACUACCAUCGAUUCGCACCUACAAAUCCUCGAGAAGGGGCACCACAGCGCGCUCUCGACCGGUAUCAAGCGCGUGUGCGACCACGCUGAGGAGCUGUUCACGGGGGCGCGCGAGACGCUCGACGUGCUCAUGCAGGGCAACCUGCUCACGGAGAUAUACAACCGCGCGAGCUUCGGGCAUGGCGACUUCGUGCGGCUGCUGUCGAACUCGCGGCCGAACCUGCGCAUCCUCGAGGUCGGCGCCGGCACCGGCGGCACCACCGAGCUCAUCCUGCGCGACCUCGUCGACGCCGGCGGCUUCCCCGUCUACUCCGUCUAUACCUUCACCGACGUCUCCGCCGGCUUCCUCGUCAAGGCCCGCGAGCGCUUCGCCUACGCCGCCAACAUGGAGUACAAGGUGCUCGACAUCAGCCGCCCCCCGCUCGAGCAGGGCUUCGACGGCGGCCCUCGCGCCGCCUACGACCUCAUCCUGGCCACCAACGUCGUGCACGCGACGCCCUUCAUCGGACAGACCCUCGCCAAUAUCAGGUCCCUGCUGAAGCCCGACGGCAUGCUGGUGCUGACCGAGCUGCUCCCCACGCUGCGCACCGCCAACUACGCCUUCGGCCACUUCUCGGGGUGGUGGCUGGGGGAGGCCGACAACCGGCCGGCAAACCCGCUCAUCCCCGUCGCGCGUUGGGACGCCGAGCUCAAGGCCUCGGGCUUCACCGGCGUGGACUCGUUCGUAUCCGACGACGACGACGCGUACAGCCAGAUCGUCACCAUCGUGUCGCAACCACAAGACAACCCAAGGACCCCCGCAACAAAGCAAGUCGCCGUCCUGUGCGAGAGCCCGGACUCGGACGUGGCGCAGACGCUCCUAGGCGCCCUGCAGGCCGCGGGCUGGGACGCGACGCCGCGCGACCUGGCGUCGCCGCCACCACCGGCCGACGUCGGCGUAAUCGCCUGCGUCAACCUCGAGGACGGGGAGUGGUUCCUGGAGGCGACGCCGGAGGCGCUGUCGGCGCUGCAGGCGUUCGCGCGCGGCCUGGCGCAGCGCCAGCGGGUGCUAUGGCUCGCGCGGCCGGUGCAGAUGCGGUGCGCGGACCCGCGGCCGGCGGCCUUCCUGGGCGCGGCACGGACGCUGCGGGCUGAGACGGCGCCGGGGCUGUGCACGCUGGAGAUUGACUUCCCGGGCGCCGGCGAGGGGCGCGACGGCUUCGCGGCCCGCGUGCUCGCCGUCUUCGACAAGGUCCGCGCCGCCCGCGACGACGACGGCGCCGCCCUCGCCCCCGACUGCGAGUUCGCCGUCGACCGCGGCCAGGUUUGCGUCCCCCGCUACCACCCCUUCUCCCUCACCGACGCGCUGAGCGGUGAGGCGGCUGAGCGCGCCGCUGGCGACGGCCCCGCCAAGAAAACGGCCCUGAGCAUCGGUAAGAUCGGGUCGAUGGAGACGCUUUACUGGGCUGACGAGCCGUCGCCGUCCGAGCUGCCGCCGGGGCACGUCGAGAUCGAGACCCGCGCCGUCGGCCUCAACUUCCGCGACGUCGUGCUCGCGCGAGGCAUCAUCGCCUCUGCGGCGGCAGGCCGCAUCCCGCUCGGCUACGAGCUCGCGGGAGUGGUCGUGCGGACGGGCGCGGAGGUCACGGAGCUCGCGCCGGGGGACAGGGUGAUGGGGCUGUGCAACGGGUGCCUGGCGACGAGGAACGUGGUGCCGGCGGAGAUCGUCGUCAAAAUCCCCGGCGACCUGUCCUUCGAGGCGGCCGCGACGGUGCCCGUGUGCUUCGGGACGGUGAUCCACAGCAUAGUGGAGGUCGCGCGGCUGCAGCCCGGGCAGAGCAUCCUGAUCCACUCUGCGUGCGGCGGCGUCGGGCUGGCCGCGAUCCAGCUGAGCCGCAUGCUCGGCGCCGAGAUCUACGCGACCGUGGGCAGCGAGCGCAAGGUCGCGCACUUGGUCGAGAAGCUUGGGGUCCCGCGGGAGCGCAUCUUCAACUCGCGCGACGCGUCGUUUGCCGAAGGUAUCCUGCGCGCGACGGGCGGCCGCGGCGUCGAUCUCGUCCUUAACUCGUUGUCGGGAGACUUAUUACACGAGUCCUGGCGCUGCGUCGCCCGGUUCGGCACCAUGAUCGAGCUCGGCCUACGCGACUCCCAGGGCUCUGGGAGCCUAAACAUGCUGCCCUUCUCGGGCAACCGCUCCUACCAUGGCAUGAAUCUGUCCGAGUUUAAGGAACGGCCACAAUGGCUGAGAAGGCUAUUGAACAAGUUCUCCGAAUACUCGUCGAACGGCCAUGUCACUGCCAUCGAGCCGUCCACGGUAUUCGACGCGAAACAGAUCCAGCGGGCGUUCCGCUACCUCGAAGACGGCGACCACCUCGGCAAAGUGGUGGUGCGGUUCCCGGAACCCGGCACGGAAGCGCCGCUCCCGUCAGCGCCGCCGCCGCGCUGCGUCGAGCUGGACCCCGAGGCCACCUACCUUCUCGUCGGCGGCGUCGGCGGCCUCGGCAGAUCCAUCGCGACGUGGAUGGUGGAGCGCGGCGCGCGCCACCUUACCUUCCUCUCGCGCAGCGCCGGCACCAGCGAGGUCAGCCAGACGCUGUUCCGCGAGCUCGAGUCCAUGGGGUGCUCCAUAACGGCAGUAGCCGGACGCGUCGACCGCAUGGAGGACUUGCAGCUGGCGAUCCAGCAGUCUAAAACACAGAUAAAGGGGGUGCUGCAGUUAGCGAUGGUGCUCAAAGACGUCCCGAUGGUAGACAUGGAGUGGUCGCAGUGGCGCGACGUGCUAGCGCCCAAGGUGGCGGGGUCGUGGAACCUGCACAAGGCAUUCUCGCCGCCCGAAGGCGAGAGCAGCAACGGCGACAACAGCAAGGGCAACCUAGACUUCUUCUUCCUGGCGAGCUCGCUCGUCAGCGUGGCGGACUCGCUGGGGCAGGGCAACUACGUGGCGGCGAACCUGUUCGUGGAGGCGCUGUGCCGGUUCCGGCGGGCGCAGGGGCUGGCCGCGUCGGUGCUCAACAUCGGGCCGGUGCGCGACGUCGGGUUCGUGGCGGAGAACGCGCACGCGCUGCGCAACAUGCGCGCCCAGGGGAUGUACCUGCUCGGCGAGCGGGAGUUCCUCGACUUCCUCGCGCUGGCGCUGCUCGAGGGCGGCCGGCCAGUCGCCGCCCCGCUGCCGCCCCGCCCCGCCCAGAUCCUCAUGGGCCUGCGCGCCGACGCCGACCUCGACGACCCCGGCACGCGCACCAUGUGGCGGCGCGACCGGCGCAUGGGCAUCUACCACAACGUGCGCGUGGCCAACCCGAUGGCGGCGGCGGCGGCGGGCGAGAGCACCGCGCUGCAGGCGUUCCUGGCGCGCGUAGCGGCGGCGGCGGCGGAGGAGGGCGCGGCGGCGGCGCGCGAGGUGCUGCGGGCGCGCGAGAGCCUCGACUUCCUGGCGCGCGAGAUCGGCCGCAAGGUUUAUGACUUCUUGCUACGGCCGGCGGACGAGGAGGUGGACGCGGCGCUGACGCUCGCCCAGAUGGGCCUCGACUCGCUGAUGGCGAUCGAGCUGCGGCGCUGGUUCAAGGGCGCCUUCGCGCUGACCCUCAGCGUCCUCGAGAUCGUCGGGUCCGGCACCCUCGCCCAGCUCGCCGAGCUCGUCGCCGCUAAGCUCGUCGAGAAGCUCGAGGCCGACCCGCCGAAGCCUGCCGCGCCGCGGUAA